Cheilinus undulatus (humphead wrasse) is the source of this 5467-nucleotide messenger RNA. RefSeq names its product synaptosome associated protein 91a (gene snap91a). Gene Ontology annotation, cellular component: clathrin-coated pit; extrinsic component of presynaptic endocytic zone membrane; clathrin-coated vesicle. Lineage: Eukaryota; Metazoa; Chordata; Actinopteri; Labriformes; Labridae. The coding region runs from base 606 to 3470 and encodes 954 amino acids. Gene Ontology annotation, molecular function: SNARE binding; 1-phosphatidylinositol binding; clathrin heavy chain binding. The record is from RefSeq and is a predicted model, not a curated record. The transcript has 29 exons. Gene Ontology annotation, biological process: clathrin-dependent endocytosis; clathrin coat assembly; synaptic vesicle budding from presynaptic endocytic zone membrane.
GUCAGGCAGGGGCGGAGGUGGAGGGAAGAACCGCUGCACCGCUGGAUGUUGUGGGGGGGGAUGAUGUUCCCCUGCACGCCCUGCUGAUACACAGGGACCGUUGGAGUGCUGCUGGUGCUGAGGAUUAUCCGUGAGGCAGGAGGAGGGAAGACAGAGAAGGGGGGAGGCAGCAGCAGCAGCGAGCAUCAUCCGGAGGGGAGCGAUUUUUCAGUUAGGCUGGGCGACAAAAGCGCAGAACAGUAAGAAACUGAGCAAAAAUUGAAGGGAAAGAGCGAAAUAUACACCUGCAGAAAGGAUUAACAGCAGGAAAUUAUCGCUUUUUUGAAUAUAGACUGUAAUUUUCAAAGCCUACUGGUCCUUAGGGAGGAAAGUCAGUUUAUGAUUGUUCCAGAAACGCAUGCACAUCUGACUGACUGGGAAUCAGCCAGUUUCAGCAUUGUUAUGCAACUAAACCCAGUAGUAGCCUACAGAAAGUGUCCUAUUUGAGUUUCUGUGGUGCAUUCGAGGGCAGCUGGGAUUACUGAGGCUGGUCCUUCAUUUCGGUGUUGUUGGGGUAGGACCGUGCUGGACGCUUGAUAGUCGAGGGAGAGCUCCACGGAGAGAAGAUGUCGGGUCAGACGCUGACGGACCGCAUCGCCGCGGCGCAGUACAGCCUGACGGGAUCCGAGGUGUCCCGAGCUGUUUGUAAAGCCACCACACAUGAACAGACAGCCCCGAAGAAAAAGCACAUGGAAUACCUGAUCCAGGCCAGCCAGGACUCCACUGUGAACGUCCCCCAGAUGGCCGACACGCUGAUAGAGAGGGCUGGUAACGCCAGCUGGGUGGUGGUUUUCAAAGCCCUGAUCGCCACGCACCACCUCAUGGUGCAUGGAAAUGAGAAAUUCAUCCAGUUCCUGUCUUCUCGAAACACUUUGUUCAACCUCGCCAACUUCCUGGACAAAACCGGAUCCCAUGGCUACGACAUGUCCACGUUCAUCAGACGCUACAGCCGCUAUCUGAACGAGAAGUCCUUCGCCUACAGACAGAUGUCUUUUGACUUCGUCCGAGUCAAGAAAGGAGCUGAUGGAGCGAUGAGGACCAUGACAGUAGAGAAGCUGUUGAAAGGAAUGCCCAUCCUGCAGAGCCAGAUCGACUCGCUGCUGGAUUUUGAUGUGCAACAGAAGGAUCUAAACAAUCCAGUGAUAAACGCCUGCUUCCUUCUCCUCUUCAAAGACUUGAUCAAGUUAUACGCCUGCUACAAUGACGGCAUCAUCAACCUCCUAGAAAAAUUCUUCCAGAUGAAGAGAAGCCAGUGUAAAGACGGGCUGGAGAUCUACAAGAGAUUCCUGACACGAAUGACCCGGGUUUCAGAAUUCUUCAAAAUUGCAGAGCAAGUUGGAAUAGACAAAAAUGACAUACCUGAACUCACCCAGGCCCCAGAGAGUCUUCUGGAGUCCCUGGAGACCCACCUUAACACGCUGGAGGGGAAAAAGCCAGAGGAUAAGUCCCCUACUAAGCAGGAUGCCACAGCCAACAGCACACCGGCUGCGGCUGCUGCCCCACCAAAGCCAGCACCCCCCGGUGGGCCCCCUGCACGUCCUGGGCCUCCUGCUAAACCUCCUCCACCCUCUGUCACCCCUACCGCACCAGCUCCCACAGCCACCAUCGCUGCAAGCAAUGCUCUUGAUGACGGCUUCUUGUUGGAUUUAGACCCCAUGUCCUCCUCAUCAGCAGGGGGCGCUACAAAAACAACUUCUGGAUGGGGAGAUCUCUUGGCUGAGGCAACUCCGGCUGCCACCGAUGAAGUCUCUGAGGCGAAGAAAGAGUCUGAUGCUGCUGCUGGUGCUGCAGCCGCUGCUGCUCCUGCAGCACCCACGUCUGCACCCGCACCAGCACCUGCAGCCGCUGCUGCUCCCACUACCGCUACAGCUACACCAGUGCCAACCUCGCUGCCCGUCUCCGCCCCCGCCGCUCCUGCUGCCACAGACAUCGACCUUUUCGGAGAUGCGUUUGCACCUUCCCCAGGAGACGGUCCUGCUGCCGUGGCCGUGGGUCCUGCUGCUGAUGCAUUUGCCGGAUCUGACCCCUUCGCUACAACGGAGGGGAGUGCGGACAUUGCUCCAGAGCUGGACCUGUUCGCUAUGAAGCCCGCCGACACGGGGGCCACCGCCGCCACCCCUCCCACCUCUAGUGAGGCGCCGACUGUCAUCGCCCCCAUCGCUCCCCCCGCUGCCCCCACCCCUUCUUCCACCGCUACCGCCACCACAACCACCACCGACACCACCACCACAGAGUCUGCAGCCGCCCCGACUCUAGAUCUCUUUGGUGAUAUGCUUGAUAAGCCUGAGCAAAGCCCUACCACAGAAUCCAAAGCUGCUACCACUCCUAGCGUAGACCUUUUUGGUGCAGACCUUCCUGCUGUUUCGCGCGGGCCCUCUCCUUUGCCCGAGCCAGCUCCAACUGGAGACAUUGUGACUGACACAUAUACACCUUCAGCUCCUGCAGCUCCCGCGGCUCCUGCUCCAGCUCCGGCUCCUGCUGAAGCUCCUGCCCCAGAGGCCUCCACUCCUCCCAAAGCAGAGCCGGCACCUGUCAUUGAUCUCCUGGACUCUUUCAGCGGUCCUCCAGAGGAGACGCAGAGCUCUGCUCCUGGAGGGCCUGGGGAUGACCUGCUGGGAGGCCUGAUGUCCCCCACCCUGGCUCCCACUGCUGCCCCUGCUCUGGCUCCAGCUUUGGCUCCCGCUCCAGUUCAGAACGACCUGCUUGAGUCAGGGUUUGAUGCCCUGGGCUCCCUUCCCUCUCCAACACCUCCUGUUCCAGCUACAGCAGCAGCUCCAGAACCUGCAGCCACCACAGCAGCACCCUCUGGUAGCUUUGAUGCUUCAAUGUUCGGUGGGUUAGGUGAUCUGCUGAUGCCAGCUGUAACACCUCAGAGCACUGGUGGAAGCGGUGGAAGCGGUGCUGGGAGCACAGCAGGAAGCAUGGGGACUCCUGUGGCAACAGGAGGCAUUGCAGCCGCUCCCCCCGCCACUCCCCCUCCUACCAAAACCAUUGGAGGAGACCUUGACUCAUCUCUGGCUGACCUGAUGGGAGACCUUGGAGUAAAGAAAAAGGACCCAAUGGGUGAGAAGAAGCUGACAGGAGGUUCCAACUGGACACCACAGGUUGCACCUACAAGCUGGGGAACACCAGGGGCCCCCAUGGCUGGGGCUGCCCCUGGAGCUCCUGGUGCAGCCAUGGUCCCGCCAAUGGGUGCACAGCCUGGAUUUGGCAUGCCUCCUGCAGGAGGACCUGGAGCUCCCAUGAUGCAGCCAAUGAUGGGUCAGCCUAUGAUGGGACAGCCAAUGAUGAGACCUCCCUUUACUGGGGUGGUUGGGGCUGCACCCGGAGCUGCUGCACCAGGAGCACCGCUCUCUCCAGGACCUGCCAGCCAGAGUCCAAAGAAACCCAAGGAUCCUUUGGCAGAGCUCGACCUCAAGGACUUCUUAUAAUGCCCCAGCUGCUUUCUCCUCUGGAGCAGGGCCCUCUCACCUGUUACCUGGUGUCUGUUAACACCUCAGGAUGCCAGCGAUGUUCAGCUACUCAACCUUACAAGAGCCUCUUUUAUCCACCCCAACCAUCAACACCCCACCCGUCUCCUGUGUGAUGAUGUUGUAGCACAAACUGUGAAAGUGAAACAUAGCGGAUUAUAUAUAUAUGAGGAAAAAAAAUACAAGCGUGUGCUUAUGUAGAUGUACUAAUCUUUAUUGAAAGAAAAACACUCGAAACCCUGACAAAAACGACACAAAUUAGGAAGAGGAAGAGAAGGCGUAUGUGUUUAGAUUUCUUUUAUAGUGAGUUGAAUGGAAGUGUUUUGGUGUCCUAAGCUCCACUUACAAUCCCAUAUCUGUUCUGCCUCCUUAAGAAGGGGGAGGAGCUUUAUUUGUCAAUCUCUGAUUGGAUGGGAGCGGCAUUCAAAGACCUGAUGGAUUUUCAAUGAAACAUGUCAUGUGUUGUUUACAGAAAGGCCCUCUUUGAUGUACAUAGAUUUUUCCGGCAAGGAUUACGUCUCUGUUCUGUAUGUCUGUUAAAGAGAUAUAUAAAUGUGAAUCUGACAUGAAAUUGUAAGAAGUUGUGUGAGUAUCCUUCUUAUUCCCAUCAUCUUUUCAAAGUGUUAAAAGUGAAAUGAAUUCUGCUUUAUGAUCAGUUCUCUGUAUAUGAACUUCUAUGGGUUUCUGAUAGUCAACAGACCAGGAAGUGGUCCUUUUUGCUUGUUUUUUUUUUUACUUAUGACUCAGUUUUCUAUGUUUCUUUUAGUCUUUUUUGUUAAAUGUUAUUUAUAUGUAUCAUUUCUCCAACAAUACUCCUUCAAACUGCUGUCCAUAUUUGCUGGCAAUGCUAUUAAACAACAUAUCUUACAACUUUACUACCGUACAGAACGCUUCAGUUAUUCAUCAGCAAGGUUAACUCAAACUAUCCCUCAAUAUAUCUGUACAAGUGUCUACCUGCAGUUCUGACACUUCCCAUGUGGUUCUGUCUGUUGCCUGUGCUUUCAUUGUACUUAUGACCAGGUCAGUAUGGUUAUUUCUGUAUUUAGAGUAAAACAUUUUAUUGCUGUCCAACCUUUGUGUUCAGACAGGUCCAACCAAACAAUACAUGUAGUCCAGUUAUGAGGAUUAGAUGAUGAUCCAGGUUGCAAAAAUGUCAAAAUUGACCUAAAGUCUUAUCUAAAUUAGGAACUGUGUACAGUUUUUCAAAAUAAAGCUCUCUUUAUAUCAGUUUCCCUAACGGAUGUGUUUAAGGAGUAAAAAGCUAAGAAACAGAGGUCUGCUGCCCAAACGCUGCAUCAGGGAGCAUCAGGGUACCUUUAUACUCCAUGUGACUCGCCUAUUCCUUUAGGUGCAUUUCUACAGAAUGAGCAGUGUUUCCAUCUGCACUGAUGCUUCAGCAAUUUUAUGAUUAAAGACAUCCGUUUGAAAAUGCAGAUAUUGGAUUAAAAUUCAUGUUUGAUUGCUGUCUGAACAUACUUUUCGUUCUUUUUUUCUUGUUGCUGACCUAUUGUGAAUUGAGCAGUAUACAUAUUGUAACCGGCCACAUGGGAGUGAUGUGUACAUUGUGUAAAUCAACAGGAAGCCUCUUUCCGUCCGGCCAUGAUCUUGUCCCCAAAACCGCCCUAACAGAAGCCCCUCUCUGCUCCUUGCACACUUGCCAUGAAUUUAACAUGUCGAUAUGCAUCCGGACAGCUGUAUAACACCGGAGUCCUCAGUCCUGUGCUGUAAAUCAGACUAAUGUAAAGUUUACUCUGUGUUGUCAUUUCUAUGGACUGAAUAAGAAUUGGUUGUGAGAAAAUGUUGUGAUUCAGAGAAAAAAUGGAUGAUUAUUAACAUUUUUCAUGGCUGAAUUAUUAAAAAUGUAUUUUUGUUUAGUUGUAAAUUCAUUUUAUUUUUUGAUGACCCUCCCCAGUGCAUGUAAGCCCUUUGAGGUGCAAUAAAUUCAAUGACCGAUUGAA